Diutina rugosa is the source of this 570-nucleotide messenger RNA. It is a transcript of the gene ISU1, whose product is annotated as iron-binding protein. Gene Ontology annotation, biological process: iron-sulfur cluster assembly; intracellular iron ion homeostasis. Lineage: Eukaryota; Fungi; Ascomycota; Pichiomycetes; Serinales; Debaryomycetaceae. Gene Ontology annotation, molecular function: ferrous iron binding; 2 iron, 2 sulfur cluster binding. Bases 1 to 570 code for a protein of 189 amino acids. Gene Ontology annotation, cellular component: cytoplasm; mitochondrial matrix. The transcript has a single exon. The record is from RefSeq and is a predicted model, not a curated record.
AUGUUUAAACAAUCAGUCCGUCAAGGUUUGCGCAUGGCCCUGGUGGCCGCCCGCGCCCCGGCGAUGGCCGCCGCCGCCCCUACCACCCGGCGGGCGUUCCCCGUGGUCGCUACCCAAGUCAGAGCCACCAGAAGCUACCACGAUAAGGUGUUGGACCACUACGCCAACCCGAGAAAUGUCGGUACUUUGAACAAGAACGACGCCGAUGUCGGCACCGGGCUUGUCGGUGCCCCCGCCUGUGGCGAUGUGAUGAGAUUACAACUCAAGAUCGACGAAGACACCGGCAUCAUCAAGGACGUCAAGUUCAAGACUUUCGGCUGUGGCUCGGCCAUUGCCCUGUCGCUGUAUGUCACCGAAUUGGUCAAGGGCAAGACCGUCGACGAGGCGUUGAAGAUCAAGAACACCGUCAUCGCCAAGGAGUUGUCGCUUCCCCCCGUGAAGUUGCACUGCUCGAUGCUCGCUGAGGACGCCAUCAAGGCCGCCGUCAAGGACUACCGGUCCAAGAGAGCCGCGGCCAAGCCCACCCUCGGCCCCGACGCCGUCAAGACUCAACCUCAAGCCACCGCCUAG